UGGCUGGGGGUGGGGAUGCACAGGCGGAGGGGCGAUAGUCCUAGAGUCAGCUGGCCACAGAUGCGCCCUGGGAGCCCUUCUCCGCUUCACUGGUUCGCUCUACACGCCUCGCUCCCUCCCUCUAGCUUUCUUCCUUUCCCCUCUCUCUCCCUUCUUCCCACCAUGCCCCCAUCCCUAUGUCUUUCGGUAUCUCCACAUCCCUUUACAUUUGGGGGAGCAAUUCCCAACUCCUCCAUCUUUGCUGCUCCCGCCUCUGCUUCCCAGCCCGUUCCUCGUGUCAUUUUUCCUUAAGCAUUUAUGUUCUCUCCUUCCCCACUUCCUUUCUCCCCAUCCUGGGCUUUCCCCCCUUUUCUCCCAUCCCCUUACUCACCACUCCUCUGGCUGUCCUGCCUGGACCGCUCUCUCCUUCUCCUCCUGCCCCUUCUUCCCCUGCACCUGUGACCCCUUCAUCCUCUCCGUUUCCCCUCCCUGACCUUUUCUCUCAUCCUUUCCUCCCUUCGGCAUCCUCCACAGUUCGGGUCUUCUGUACCCACUCUCCUCCUCUCUUCCCAGUUCUCUCUUUUUCAGGACUGCCUGCUCUCUCUCACCCUGCACUCCAGGCCAGCUUCCUCUUCACAUUUCUCCUCUCUCACUCUUAACCAGCCUUCCAUCUCCCAGCCCUUCACCCCUUCCCAUCUCUCCCACUGCCUACUUCCCCACUCCCUUCCCGUGACUUUCCCAUCUUGUUCCCUUGUUGUUCUCUGGGAAGAUUCAAUGGGCAGAUUUAUUUAUUUUAUUUUUUGAGUCGGAGUCUCGCUCUUGUUGCCCAGACUGGAGUGCAGUGGUGUGAUCUAAGCUCACUGCAACCUUCGCCUCCCAGGUUCAAGGGAUUCUCCUGCCUCAGCCCUCUGAAUAGCUGGGAUUGCAGGCGCCCAUCAGUACCCCCGGCUAAUUUUUGUAAUUUUAGUAGACACGGGGUUUCACUAUGUUGGCCAGGCUGGUCUCGAACUCCUGAUCUCAGGUGAUCCACCCGCCUUGGCUUCCCAAAGUGCUAGGAUUACAGGCGUGAGCCACUGCGUCUGGCCCAUUGGGCAGAUUUAGACCCAGAAUCCACAGGAAACCGGGUGUCCUAUCUUCACUCCCUCUGGGGAGCCUGCCCCUCCUGGAUCCACCACCCUCAGCUCUGAGAACACACCCUUUCUCUUUCAAAACCAACCAUCCCGAUUUUCCCAGGAUUCUUUACCCAGGAGAGCCACAUUUGAGGGGGUGGUUUCUUCCUGACUCCACCUCCCUUCAGAGGGCACCUAUGCACUUGGAUGAUUAAACAUUAAGAGCAAAAAUUAUAUUCUGUAGUUUUUCUCCCACUCACCUCUCUCUUUCUGUCUCUUUCCUUCCAUCCCUCCAGCUCUUCAUUCCUUUCUCCUGAAGAUGCAGACUCCUGGGGCUAAUCAUAAGACAAAUGCCUGGCACUGCCAGAGGGGUGGGAGGGCUGGGAGGGCUGGAAGGGCCCCCCUGCACGUACACACACUCACUGGCUUGCUCAGAUUGACUUCCCCAUCCCUCCCCCUACCCUCAGACUCCCUCCCUAGCGGUAGGUGCUCAAGGAAUCACAAGGUUCUUGGCUCUAAAUUAAGAUCCAAGAAAAGCCUGGAGCUGUGGGCAGAGGAAGUGAGAAGAAGGGAAAUCAGAGAAGCCAGAGUAGACCCUGGGGUGGAGAGUAAAGGCUGAAAAUCUGGGUCACAGCUGAGGAAGACCUCAGACAUGGAGUCCAGGAUGUGGCCUGCGCUGCUGCUGUCCCACCUCCUCCCUCUCUGGCCACUGCUGUUGCUGCCCCUCCCACCGCCUGCUCAGGGCUCUUCAUCCUCCCCUCGAACCCCACCAGCCCCAGCCCGCCCCCCGUGUGCCAGGGGAGGCCCCUCGGCCCCACGUCAUGUGUGCGUGUGGGAGCGAGCACCUCCACCAAGCCGAUCUCCUCGGGUCCCAAGAUCACGUCGGCAAGUCCUGCCUGGCACUGCACCCCCAGCCACCCCAUCAGGCUUUGAGGAGGGGCCGCCCUCAUCCCAGUACCCCUGGGCUAUCGUGUGGGGUCCCACCGUGUCUCGAGAGGAUGGAGGGGACCCCAACUCUGCCAAUCCUGGAUUUCUGGACUAUGGUUUUGCAGCCCCUCAUGGGCUCGCAACCCCACACCCCAACUCAGACUCCAUGCGAGGUGAUGGAGAUGGGCUUAUCCUUGGAGAAGCACCUGCCACCCUGCGGCCAUUCCUGUUCGGGGGCCGUGGGGAAGGUGUGGACCCCCAGCUCUAUGUCACAAUUACCAUCUCCAUCAUCAUUGUUCUUGUGGCCACUGGCAUCAUCUUCAAGUUCUGCUGGGACCGCAGCCAGAAGCGACGCAGACCCUCAGGGCAGCAAGGUGCCCUGAGGCAGGAGGAGAGCCAGCAGCCACUGACAGACCUGUCCCCGGCCGGAGUCACUGUGCUGGGGGCCUUCGGGGACUCGCCUACCCCCACCCCUGACCAUGAGGAGCCCCGAGGGGGACCCCGGCCUGGGAUGCCCCACCCCAAGGGGGCUCCAGCCUUCCAGUUGAACCGGAUUCCCCUGGUGAAUCUGUGAUGCCCCCAAUGUUGGGGUGCAGCCAAGCAGGAGGCCAAGGGGCCGGCACAGCCCCCAUCCCACUGAGGGUGGGGCAGCUGUGGGGAGCUGGGGCCACAGGGGCUCCUGGCUCCUGCCCUUGCACACCACCCCGGAACACUCCCCAGCCCCACGGGCAAUCCUAUCUGCUCGCCCUCCUGCAGGUGGGGGCCUCACAUAUCUGUGACUUUGGGUCCCUGUCCCCACCCUUGUGCACUCACAUGAAAGCCUUGCACACUCACCUCCACCUUCACAGGCCAUUUGCACAUGCUCCUGCACCCUCUCCCCGUCCAUACCGCUCCGCUCAGCUGACUCUCAUGUUCUCUCGUCUCACAUUUGCACUCUCUCCUUCCCACAUUCCGUGCUCAGCUCACUCAGUGGUCAGCGUUUCCUGCACACUUUACCUCUCAUGUGCGUUUCCCGGCCUGAUGUUGUGGUGUUGUGCGGCGUGCUCACUCUCUCCCUCAUGAACACCCACUCACCUCGUUUCCGCAGCCCCUGCGUGCUGCUCCAGAGGUGGGUGGGAGGUGAGCUGGGGGCUCCUUGGGCCCUCAUCGGUCAUGGUCUCGUCCCAUUCCACACCAUUUGUUUCUCUGUCUCCCCAUCCUACUCCAAGGGUGCCGGCAUCACCCUGAGGGCUCCCCCUUGGGAAUAGGGGUAGUGAGGCCCCAAACUUCACCCCCAGCCCACUGCUAAAAUCUGUUUUCUGACAGAUGGGUUUUGGGGAGUCGCCUGCUGCACUACAUGAGAAAGGGACUCCCAUUUGCCCUUCCCUUUCUCCUACAGUCCCUUUUGUCUUGUCUGUCCUGGCUGUCUAUGUGUGUGCCAUUCUCUGGACUUCAGAGCCCCCUGAGCCAGUCCUCCCUUCCCAGCCUCCCUUUGGGCCUCCCUAACUCCACCUAGGCUGCCAGGGACCGGAGUCAGCUGGUUCAAGGCCAUCGGGAGCUCUGCCUCCAAGUCUACCCUUCCCUUCCCGGACUCCCUCCUGUCCCCUCCUUUCCUUCCUCCUUCCUUCCACUCUCCUUCCUUUUGCUUCCCUGUCCUUUCCCCGUCCUCAGGUUCUUCCCUCCUUCUCACUGGUUUUUCCACCUUCCUCCUUCCCUUCUUCCCUGGCUCCUAGGCUGUGAUAUAUAUUUUUGUAUUAUCUCUUUCUUCUUCUUGUGGUGAUCAUCUUGAAUUACUGUGGGAUGUAAGUUUCAAAAUUUUCAAAUAAAGCCUUUGCAAGAUA
Gorilla gorilla gorilla (western lowland gorilla) is the source of this 3835-nucleotide messenger RNA. It is a transcript of the gene PIANP, whose product is annotated as PILR alpha associated neural protein. The transcript is spliced from 6 exons. Gene Ontology annotation, cellular component: membrane. Gene Ontology annotation, biological process: regulation of immune response. Lineage: Eukaryota; Metazoa; Chordata; Mammalia; Primates; Hominidae. The record is from RefSeq and is a predicted model, not a curated record. Bases 1741 to 2589 code for a protein of 282 amino acids.